CAUUGACAUUUAAAAUAAUAGUUCACUUUGUCCCUUGAACACUUCGUAGCAUUCAAGGAACAUCACUGAAAAUGAGUUAUUAGCAAGAGAUUGAGUUGCCUUUAAAAGUAUAAUUGGGAUCUUAGAUUUUAAACUUCUUGUGUCAUUUCAAACUUUUCUUAAUAUACUUUCCAGAUUUAUUGGAAUUGUUGGUGAUUAUAAGAUUUUUAGUACAACGUCUCUGGAAAUUAUCAGGGGAAGGUGGGCCUGUAAAAUCUACCUAUUGGGAGGGGGCAGCAAAAUCCUAACCAAAAGAAACUGCUUCAGUUGGAUGGAAAUGCCAGCUGCCAUGGCAUUUACAAUACGUACAUAGGAUCAGUGUUUAAGUACAUUCCUGGAGCUAUUUGUCUUCUGUUUGCUAGAGAUAAUGUCAAAAUGCUUCAAGCCUUCAAGUGAGCUUGAUAAGAGAACUGUCCUGUUCCCUUUGAUUAAGGAGGCUGCUCAUUAAUCUAUAUUUACAAGCUGAUGGAAAAAAGUGUUGGCACCAACCGCAUGGGAGUGAAACUCUCCAAGGGGACUUUAGCAUAUUACGCUUUUCCUGUGUAAACGCUGAAAAGAUCAUCAACUGCUUUUUUCAUUGAUGGCUCGGUGGUGCUUGUUAGUUUUCACAGGCCAUAAUAAAGCAUUUCUAGGUGUUCUAGUUUUAAAGCCAUUCUCCCUUCCAUGUACCAAUAUGAAUGUCUCAUAACUACUUAGUCUUGUCAGCUAUUGUUUCUCUUCUGCAUUUGAAGGGACAAUCUUUCCUUGUAACACACUGUAGCCAUUCUAAAAGUACUAGUGUGUUCAAAUGAAUGAACACUCAAUUUUGGCUUUUGGGUACUCUCUGGAGAUAGACACAUACUAUUUAACCAGUAAACUACAUGAUUCCCAGCCCGUUUCAUUGCUUUCGGCACAUAAAAAUAAUUCCAAAAUCUAUAUCUUUUACAAUCCCACAUCACAUAUAUUUUUUAAAUUUUAGUAAUUAGUCUAAGGAUUUUUCUUCAUUUUCAUUCAGGCAUGUUGUGAUAGCAGGAAGAUAAUUGCUCAACUAUUGAUAUUUAAAUGUACUUGCAGAUCUAUAUUGAUUUUCUCCCUUUGGAAAAAAAAUCUCUUUCCUGAUAACAAAGCCAGGAUUCUAUCUAGUGAAAAACUUUCUUUCACAAACCUUGUGAAUGUUCUAGUUAGCAUUUCUUUUAAAAUGCCUUUUUUUGUGUGCUGCAGAGCUGAACUUUUACAGAUUGAAAGGAAUAAAAAACUAGGAAGAUUAUACAUUGUGCUCACAUUCUAACCUCAUUCUGCAUUUCAGCAAGAGUAAUUGUGAAAACUUUUGUUUAUGUUUUUGAUCUUGGUUUUCUCAGAAAACAGGAGAAACAGUCCAAAAGCCCCAUUCCCAUUGGGCAGUGCUUUUCUGAAAUGUCUUUUGCAUGACCCCAAAAAGACAGUAAGGAGAAUGUUAGCCCGAUCCCCCUAUAGCUCCACUUGUUUAGCUUCUAGAUAAGAGAUUCUGACUCAGGAGUUAUAAGCCUCAGGUGUACGUGAGGGGAGGAGCAGGAUAGUGCUGGAGUCCAGUCUCCAGGUCUUUGGACUGUGUUGUUAAUUUAUAAUCAUGCCAGCCAUGGAUCUGCAAGGAAUUCUUUGAAGGAGCUGGAGAGAACUUCAUUGUGCUGUAAGUUAAUUUUCCAGUCUCUCGGGGUUAAAUCAUAGAUGAAAGAGUGGAACCAUGAAGGAGGAUCUGGGGGAAAAGAUUGAUAACCUGGACAUAUAUAAUUUAAAGGCAGCCUGGUGCAGACAUAUGCUAAAUGUUCUUUUUCCAUGCAAAAAAGAAUCAGAGCAUACAAAAGUUGUGGGGAUGUUUGGAGUUCAAAGCCAGUGACCAUGCUGAUUGAGGGAUCCUGGGUAUUAUAAUCCAAAAAUUAGUUCCAAGACAUGGAAAAAAUGCUUAUAAUGUCAAACAUCAGUGAAGCAUCUACAGAUGAUGAGGACAAUGAUGGCAGGCUCCCUUCCAGCUUUUUCUUCUGACCAUUCCCCUCUUAAGUUGUGUAUUCCACACUCUGUCCUGCUCCCUCAAAACUAUUGUCCAAGUGUAGUUAAGAAUCCCAUCCUAUGGCUAGUGACGGAAGACUCACCUGCUGAUCCAGAUGACUUCGAUACAUGAAAUUGAAGAUGUGCCAUCUAGUCUUUAGCCUUCAACAGCAAAUAGAUUGCCAACCAGUACACUUGUCUACCUAUGAUUGAUACAAAGCAUAUUUGCCUUUGUUGUUUAUUUGCUAUUUCUUUCUCUAGUUUAUGAGCCUCAUAAACUCUGCUCAAAGCUUGAGAUGCAACCACUGAGGGAUGCACAGAAAAGAAAAAUUUAACUGAGCCAUACAAUCUGUCCUGUGUCCCUUAAGCUAUCCUACGGCUCUCUGGUGUGGUAGAAAGGACUGUCCUGUCAUCGGUAUUGAUAUUGUAUUUAACUACCAAUCUGAUCAGUAUGUGGUUCAGGUGGGGAAAGUAGCAUUUCAUCCUUCAUCUUAGGCUGCAAAUUAUUCUGGGUUUGCCCCAGCACUAGGAAUGCAACAGUAGAUAUAAGAAUGAGUGCAUGGCUGUGCAUUUCCUCCCUGAAGUUGGAAAGAUACUGAAGACUCCAACAUUUCCAAGCUGAUCAAGUGCCAUGUUUUCCAGUAUAUAGUAGCUAGCUACACAGUACCAGGGAGAUGGGAGAUUUCCGGAUUUCGAUUGGAGAUGGAGAUCGAGGAUUGGAAAACCCUGCUUUAGAGUUCACGGAAUCAGAGGGAAGUCCAGGAGCAACAAAGAAUCAUCACCCUUUUGAGAUUUUGGGAGAAAACAACGCACAAGAUGCUCAUUUUGGGAGGUAUAAGAGUGUGGUUCAGCCUUUUUAUAAAGCAAGUGGCUUUUGCAAGGCACACAUCAAGUUAAUAAAGAUGGCCAUAUGGUGCAUUCUGUGCGCAGGUUAUGUGGCCUAUUUCAUUGCAGCCUGUUGGCUGGAUUUUGAUCGAGCCUUGGCGUUGGUCAUUCUCACUGGUCUGGCAAUUGUUCUCAUAGCCUAUAGCUUGGUGAAUAAAUGGUGGGGCUCUGCGAUUGUGAGACUGUUGAGCCCUUGUGGGAAAUGCUGCCAAAGGGCUUGGCCAUGGCUGAAAUGGGUGUUAUGUGCUCUCAUUUUGAUCGGGCUGAUCACCUGGCUGGUUCUUGACAUGUCUCAGAGGCGAGAGCAGUUGGUAUCCCUGGGAGGGUUUGUUGUGCUGGUGCUGAUACUCUUUGCCUGCUCCAAACACCAUAGAGCUGUGUCUUGGAGAGCUGUGUUUUGGGGGCUCAGCCUGCAGUUUGUUCUUGGAGUCUUUAUCAUACGGACAGAACCUGGAUUUCAAGCUUUUGAUUGGCUUGGUGGACAGGUGCAGACUUUCCUGAACUACACCAUUGCUGGCUCCAGCUUCAUUUUUGGCGACAAAUUGAUCCAUGAAGCAUUUGCCUUUCAGACACUGCCCAUCGUUGUCUUCUUCAGCUGUGUGAUGUCCAUUCUCUACUAUUUGAGGGUCAUGCAGUUCAUUAUUCUGAAGAUGUCCUGGCUCUUGCAACUCACCAUGGGCACAGCAGCCACAGAAACCCUGAGUGUGGUGGGCAACGUAUUUGUUGGGAUGACAGAAUCUCCACUCCUCAUUCGCCCAUACCUGAAAGAUAUGACGAAAUCAGAAGUUCACGCUGUGAUGACAGGAGGCUUUGCCACUAUUGCCGGCAGUGUGAUGGGAGCGUACAUAUCAUUUGGGAUUGACCCCUCCUCCUUGAUUGCUGCUUCCGUGAUGGCAGCCCCAUGUGCUUUAGCAAUGGCUAAACUCGUCUAUCCAGAAGUGGAAAAGUCCAAGUUCCAGAGCCGGGAGGGUGUGAAAAUUGCUGCUGGGGAAGAGAAGAAUGUUCUGGAAGCUGCUGGAAACGGAGCCUCAGUCUCGGUGGGGCUGGUUGCAAAUAUCGCAGCCAACCUCAUUGCCUUCCUGGCAGUGCUGGAGUUUGUCAAUGCCACCCUGUCUUGGCUGGGGAACAUGGUCAACCUGCCAGAACUCUCCUUCCAGCUGAUCUGCUCCUAUGUCCUGGUUCCAUUAGCCUUCUUGUUAGGAGCAAGCUGGGAGGAUGCACCCCUGGUUGCGGAGAUGCUGGGAACAAAGAUCUUCUUAAAUGAGUUUGUCGCCUAUCAGCAACUUUCGACCUACAAGCAGAAGCGACUAGAUGGGCUGCCAGAAUGGGAUGGGAAUCACAAGCAAUGGAUUUCGGUCAGAGCCGAAACCAUCACAACCUUUGCUCUGUGUGGAUUUGCCAAUCUGAGUUCCAUCGGGAUUAUGCUGGGUGGCUUGGCAUCUAUGGUACCAGAGCGCAAAAGUGAAUUUUCCAGCAUUGUCCUUCGGGCUUUGUUUACUGGGGCCUGCGUCUCCCUACUCAAUGCAUGCCUUGCAGGCAUCCUCUACGUACCCAGAGGAGAAGUCAUCGAUUGUCUAGACCUCUUCAGCAGAAUUGAAUUCAACUCUACAAACUAUUCCGUUUAUGUUUGCUGCACAGACUUGUUUACCAGCACUUUCACAGCAACCAAUGGAUCACUUUCUUUCUCUGGUGUUUGGGAAAGUGUGGAUUUCAGUACAUCAUUAACUUAUUUCCAGAACUGCUGCGGACACUACAAUGUCACAGCCUGCGCUUAACAAACUGUUAUUGUCACGGAAGGAAUAACUGCUGUGCAAGAAGCUGCCUCACUUGAAUGAUGGAGAUUCUACCAAGCUGCCUUUAUAGUGUAAUGUGGAUUCAACUGGGACAAAAUCUCAUCUUCAGCAUUAAUAGCAAAGAGCAACAGCAUGUUUCCAAGAGUUCAAGAAAUCUUAUAUACAUACAGCAAGCAAAUCUCUUCUAACUGGAACCAUCAAAGCAACUGUUGUGGUUCACUUACCUUGUUUUUGGGAUACAAAAAAUCCAGAUGGGUAGCCACAGUUUUCUGGUGAUAAGUUGAUAGGGACCUCCUUUGUUUACAAAUGAGCCCUAAAUUCCUUUUCACUCUUGAAUCAACCAGAAGGAAGUGCUUAUUGUUAUGUCUUCA
Molecule: messenger RNA, 5089 nt
Organism: Anolis carolinensis (green anole)
Lineage: Eukaryota; Metazoa; Chordata; Lepidosauria; Squamata; Anolidae
Product: sodium/nucleoside cotransporter 1
Exons: 17
Coding region: 2715-4700 (661 amino acids)
Biological process (GO): nucleoside transmembrane transport
Cellular component (GO): plasma membrane
Molecular function (GO): nucleoside:sodium symporter activity
Source: RefSeq, a predicted model, not a curated record